Kuraishia capsulata CBS 1993 is the source of this 528-nucleotide messenger RNA. RefSeq lists its product as uncharacterized. Lineage: Eukaryota; Fungi; Ascomycota; Pichiomycetes; Pichiales; Pichiaceae. The record is from RefSeq and is a predicted model, not a curated record. Bases 1 to 528 code for a protein of 175 amino acids. Gene Ontology annotation, cellular component: mitochondrion. Gene Ontology annotation, molecular function: oxidoreductase activity. The transcript has 2 exons.
AUGUCGAUGUUUAAGAGCCUACAGAGCAUGCCGGGAGUGAUAACGUUGUUUCACUCACCCAACGUGAAAGCGUCCUCAGAUGUUCUUAAAGUUCUACAAAAGGCCACCACAUCAUUAGAAUCAUCGCCUAAGUCUCAGGGAUUCCUUUCAAAGAUUUUUGGAGGAAAUUCGUCGAAAGGGGUGAAGCCUGCCUCCAGAUAUCAGCUUGAUGUGGCAUCUACAUUCCCCACUCCAGAUCAAUUCCUUUUUAUAAAGGGAACAAUCUCUACUCAUCCAGACUGCAAGGCUGCCUUCAAGUCAGCAUUUCCGAAGUGGGGUGAAACGCUAGAGAGAGCAAGGGAUGUAGAGAACCUCCCCACUCAGAGUGCCGUUGAGAAGCAAACAGCCGGCAAGACUCUGGAUGAAUUGGUGGCUUUGAAGUUGUUCAAUCCACCUCUGGUCGUGGACUGGGAUAACCAAUUGAUUGCGAGCGAUGUUGAAGGAUUGACAAAAGUCCUGGAACACUACAAAAAGAGCGAGGAUAUCUGA